CGACAACAAACCCCUCUCUCUCUCUCUCUCUCUCUCUUCGUGGCUGAAUGUGAAUGUUGGAAGACAGAAACGGAAGGAAGGAACCAGGUCCCUUUUUAUCGCCUCAGAGCACCACAUCUUCGUUGUCGUGGUCGGUACAGCUGUCGUUGAUUGUCUGGUUCUCGUUCCGGGGAAGGAUCGAUUUCACCAUGCCUGCAGCUUCUUCCCGGCUGAUCUCUGUUCAUCCCGACGAGCUCAAGUUCCAACUUGAGCUAGGAAAGCAAAGCUAUUGUGAUCUUAAAGUUUGGAACAACACAGAACAUCAUGUUGCCUUCAAGGUCAAGACCACUUCGCCAAAGAAAUACUUUGUGCAACCUAAUAUUGGUGUUAUACAUCCGUGGGACUCAUCCGUCAUAAGAGUCACUCUUCAAUCUCAAAGUGAAAACCCCCGAGAUAUGCAAUGCAAAGAUAAAUUUCUUCUACAGAGCACCAUAGUGCCUCCAAAUACUGAGGUUGAUGGGCUCCAACAAGAUACCUUUAAUAAAGACGACGGAAAGGCAGUAGAGGAAUGCAAGCUUAGGGUUGUCUAUGUCUCUCCUCAAGCAGCAGAGGAAGCAUUAAAGGAGUUAAAACAAAACAUUGAUUCCAGCUCUGAUUUACAGCGCCUCAAGGACGAAAAGGAUAAAAUCAUACAACAGACACAGCUAUUGCAGCAGGAACUGGAAACCUUGAAGAGACGAAGGAAUAGGAAAGGCGAAUCUGGCUUCUCCCAAAUAUUUGCAGUUUUCGUUGGACUAAUCGGGAUCAUGGUGGGCAUUCUUUUAAACCUUUCGUUGUCUUCGCCUUCGACAGAGUAACUUCAGUUGUAGAUGAAUCAUCGUGUAACUCUAUCUUCGAUGAUUCGCUCCAAAUGGGCCGUUUUACACCGUCGAGUAUUGAUUAUUAGGGCUGUAAUUUUACUGGUUUUUGAUGAGCAUGCAUGAUUUAAACUGGCAAUCAGUGAUUCAGUAGUUACUUGAUGCAAUACAAGUCUGGGCUGUGGAUGUUCAGGCUCAGGCUCCCUGUUUGGAAGGAAGGACCAUGAAUCAUUGAAUUGGAUGGUUUCCAAAAGGUAACGUUAGAUGGGAGUCUUAAAGCAAUGUUAUACCAUACCAAGUGAUCUUAUUUUGACAAAACUUUUUGUAUAAAUCUGUUUACGCGAAUU
Diospyros lotus (date-plum) is the source of this 1183-nucleotide messenger RNA. RefSeq names its product vesicle-associated protein 2-1-like. Lineage: Eukaryota; Viridiplantae; Streptophyta; Magnoliopsida; Ericales; Ebenaceae. The transcript is spliced from 8 exons. The record is from RefSeq and is a predicted model, not a curated record. Bases 54 to 836 code for a protein of 260 amino acids. Gene Ontology annotation, cellular component: endoplasmic reticulum membrane; plasma membrane. Gene Ontology annotation, biological process: endoplasmic reticulum membrane organization.